Molecule: messenger RNA, 5514 nt
Organism: Alligator sinensis (Chinese alligator)
Lineage: Eukaryota; Metazoa; Chordata; Crocodylia; Alligatoridae
Product: serine/threonine-protein kinase N1
Exons: 22
Coding region: 1237-4425 (1062 amino acids)
Biological process (GO): signal transduction; protein phosphorylation
Molecular function (GO): protein serine/threonine kinase activity; small GTPase binding; ATP binding
Source: RefSeq, a predicted model, not a curated record
CCGCCAACAAUGAGCCUUGGAGCCAACCAAGCUCCGGGUGCCAUGGCCGGGCCCAGCCUGGGAGGGGGGGGUGUACAGCAGGGCACCCUGGGGCCCUUCCCCAAGCCACUGUGGGGGCGCAGAGCCUAGGGUAGGUCAUGGGGGUGGAGUCAAGGGGUGUGGGAGGGCACCAUCACCAAAGUGAGCCUGGGCAGCCCAUGGAGACCCUGCUUCCUGCCACCCCCUUCCCUGUCUGGGUUCCAUGGUGGGGGAGCAAGGGGGAAACAGGCGUGAGGCCUGGGAGAGGCACUGGACAGAUCCCCCUUGGGCCAAGAUUGGGGGUGCCAGGCACUGCCACCCACUGAGAUGAACCCAGGAGUCCAACUACAUGUGCCCCUGGCCUGAGGUACUUUCCUUUGUCUCCAAGGCAACUGCUGCCCCCCCUCCCCCUCCCCUCCUCUGGUGCUAUCCACAGAGGAAAGAAAAAAGGGAAGGUCCUGCCCCCCACAUCCUGGUGCCCAGCCCUGCUGAUGGGUAUAGGUGUAGGGGCAAGGGCCCUGCUUAUCUACCCUGCCAGAGUAGAUAAGGGGACUGGGCCCCUGGCUCAGUCUUGAGAUUCAGCUGGCUCUGGGGUGGGGCAUUGGGGCUGGAUGUAACAGGGCCCCUCACUCGUGCUAGGACACAGCUGGCUUUCAGGUUGGACAUUGGGAGCUGUAUAUAAUGAGGACCCUCUUUGGCGCUAACAUGCAGCUGGGUCUGGGGUGGAACACUGGGAGCUGUAUAAUGGGGAUCCUCAAUGGUGCUGAGAUGAGGCUGGCUCUGGGGUGGGACAUUAGGGCUGGAUGUAGCAGGGGCUUUCACUAGUGCUGAGCUGCGCCUUGCUAUGGGGUCAAAGUCAGGCCUGGGUAUAGCAGGGACACUCACUGGUACUGAGAUGCAACUGGCUCAAGUGGGUGCUGGGGCUGGAUAUAACAGGGAUGCUGGGAUGCGGCUGGCUCUGGGGUGGGGGGUCUGCACUUCUGAUGGAGUCACUCCUGGUCCUGUGCCAUGGGGGUGAGGGGUUCCCGUUAACCCUUUGGGGGCUGGGCCUGGCAGUGUGUGGGAGGGGGUAGGGAGGCUGGAGCCCCUUAACCUCUUGGCAGCUGGACUCUGGGCUGGGUGCUAUUAACCCCUCGGUGGCUGGACUGGCAGUGGGGGCUGGGUGUCAGAGUGAGUUGCUCUGUGCACACGGCGGGAAGGGGAAGUGGUUUUAGUGACAUGCAGUCCGCGGGGGAGGGGACGGGGUUCAGUUCUAGUGGCAGGAAGCCCCGGGUGUCUCUGGGGUGUGGAGCAGACGGCCAGUGGGCCAGGACUGGGGCCGGGAUGUCCUUCUCCGACCCGGACACAGGUUCUGAGCACGAUGCUGAGCUCAGUGCUGGAGCUUUUGCCCCAGCCCCUCCCUUUUCCCCACAGGGCGAGGCCCCCAGCUCGGUGCUGGCAGCGCUGGGGCUGGGGCCUGGGGGGGCUCCGGACCUGGCUGCGCCAGGGGUGCAGCAGCGGCUGGACGAAGAGCGGGAGCGCAUCCGGCGUGAGAUCCGCAAGGAGCUGAAGCUAAAGGAGGGGGCAGAGAACCUGCGACGUGCGACCACCGCCCGGCGCCACCAGGCCAGUGUGGAUGGGCUGCUCAAGGGCUCAGCCCGGCGCCUCCGUGACCUGCACGAACGCCUGCGCAGCCUCGAUGCCCACAUCAUGGUCAAGGAGACGCCUGAUGACCCAGAUGCCCCGCAGUCUCCUGGCAGCCAGAGUCGUGCAGCUGCAGCCGAGAGCCGCCUGGCCGGGCUGGAGAAGCAGCUCAACAUCGAGCUCAAGGUGAAGCAGGGGGCCGAGAACAUGAUCCAGACCUACGCCAAUGGCGCCUCCAAGGACCGGAAGCUGCUGCAGACGGCCCAGCAGAUGCUCCAGGACAGCAAGACCAAGAUUGACAUCAUCCGCAUGCAGAUGCGCAAGGCACUGCAGGCUGGAGCUGCUCCCCCGGACCCUGAUGACCCCACAGGUGCGGGGGAGCUGAGCUGUGCGGAGCUGCGGGUGGAGGAGCUUUGGCACCACUUUCGUGUGGAGCUAGCCGUGGCCGAGGGCGCUAAGAACGCUCUGCGCUUGCUCAGCUCUGGCUCCAGCAAGGUGCAGGACCGGCGUGCCACUAACGAGGCCCAGGCAAAGUUGACGGAGUCGAGCCAGAAAUUGGAUGUGCUGCGCCUGGCGCUGGAGUCUGGCAUCGCGGCCCUACCAGAUGGGCACCCCAAGGCCUGCCUGGUGCGGGAGGAGCUGGCUUUGGGUGCUCGCCAGCCCCCCCCCAGCCCCCACCCGCCUUUCACAGGAGUAGCCCCUCCCAGGGCAGCACUCGGGUCCCCUGCCCCUCAAGAACAGCCCCCUGGGGCACAACCCAUGUGUGAGAGCUGGGAAAGAACAUGGGCAUCUGGGCUCCCAGACCCCACUCCCCUCCCAGGGCUGGGAGAGAACCCAGGUAUCCCAGCUCCCCCUGCUGUAGCCCUCACAGAGCUGGAGAACACCCAGGUGUCCGGGCUCCCAUUGACACCCUCUCCCCCCACAAUAGGGACACUGGCCGUGCGGCUGCUAGGCUGUACGGGGCUGCUGGAGGUGGUGCCAGGGCGGAGCCGGGGUGCCCCUCCCUGGCUACCCUGCCACAGCUCUAGCCCUAGCCCCGGCCCCAGUGCCUCCUUCAUGGGCCGCAGCGGGCGCGGACUCUACAGCCGCACCGGGAGCCUCAGCGGGAGGACACCCCCCAAGGCCGAUGACCUCAGCAGUGAGGUGAGUGCAGUGUUGAAGGUUGACAACACUGUGAUGGGACAGACAGCCUGGAAGCCUGUGGGGCUGGAUGCAUGGGACCAAACCUUUGCCCUGGAGCUGGAGAGGGCCCGGGAGUUGGAGCUGUUGCUGUACUGGCGGGAUUACCGCAGCCUCUGUGCCCUGAAGCACCUCAAGCUGGAGGAUUUCCUGGAUAACCAGCUCCACGAAGUGCACCUUGGCCUGGAGCCCCAAGGCACGCUGCUGGCUGAGGUCACCUUCUUCAACCCAGUCAUUGAGCGCAUCCCCCGGCUGCAGCGCCAGAAAAAGAUCUUCUCCAAGCAGCAGGGCCGGGCCUUCCUGCGCGCUCGCCAGAUGAACAUUGACAUCGCUACCUGGGUGCGGCUGUUGCGUCGUGUCUUGCCAGCCCCCAGCGCCUCUUACAGCCCCAGUGCCCCACCCCGGCCUGGCCCUGCCCAUGGGGACAUUGCCAUUGAGAAGCUGAGCCUGGACAGUGACAAACCCCCAGUACCGCCUUGUGACCAGGAGGAUAGAGAGGAGCCCCUGGUCCCAACCCAGCGCACAAGAGAAGAUGAGAAGACACCUGUAGCAGAUGCCCCACAGCCAAGGAGCGGCAGCCUGCGCAGGAAGACGCCGCUGACCCUGGAUGACUUCAAGUUCCUGGCUGUGCUGGGCCGCGGGCACUUUGGCAAGGUGCUGCUGUCGGAGUGCACGCACACAGGGCAGCUCUACGCCGUCAAGGCACUGAAGAAGGGUGACAUCGUGGCCAGAGACGAGGUGGAGAGCCUGCUGUGCGAGAAGCGGAUCUUGGAAGCAGCAACGGAGGCACGCCACCCCUUCCUGGUGAACUUGGCCGCCUGCUUCCAGACUCCGGCACACGUCUGCUUUGUCAUGGAGUAUGCACCCGGCGGUGACUUGAUGAUGCACAUCCACACCGAUGUCUUCACUGAGCCCCGUGCCAUGUUUUAUGCUGCGUGCGUUGUCCUGGGGCUGCAGUUCCUGCAUGACCACAAGAUUGUUUACAGGGACCUAAAGCUGGACAACCUGCUGCUGGAUGCUGAGGGCUUUGUCAAGAUUGCCGACUUUGGGCUCUGCAAGGAAGGCAUGGGCUACGGGGACCGGACAAGCACAUUUUGCGGGACCCCGGAGUUCCUGGCACCCGAGGUGCUGACGGACACAUCCUACACACGAGCUGUAGACUGGUGGGGGCUGGGAGUCCUCAUCUACGAGAUGCUGGUGGGCGAGUCACCCUUUCCUGGAGAUGAUGAGGAGGAGGUUUUUGACAGCAUUGUGAAUGACGAGGUCCGUUACCCGCGCUUCCUGUCUACUGAGGCCAUCGGCCUCAUGCGCCGGCUGCUGCGUAGAAACCCUGAGAGGCGCCUGGGCUCCAGUGAGCGUGAUGCUGAGGACAUCCAACAACGUCCAUUUAUCUCCCGGCAGAACAUGGACUGGGAGGCCCUGCUGGGGCGCCGCCUGCCCCCACCCUUCGUGCCAACCAUCCAGGGCCGUGCCGACAUUAGCAACUUCGACGAGGAGUUCACGGCCGAGGCGCCCACGCUCACACCCCCUCGCGAGCCACGGCCCCUUGGGCCCAGUGACCAGGCCACUUUCCGUGACUUUGACUAUGUCUCUGAUGCCUGCUAAUCCUAGCAAGGGGAAGAGCCUGGGGCUGGGGGGGAGGAGCUGGACUGCAGCCCCCCGCCAACCCACUCCUCCCCUGCCCUGAGUUGCGGGGGAAGCCCAGCACUGUGAAGAGGUGGGGCAGGUAAGAGGCUCUGGUGGGAGGACAGGCUCUCCCAGACCCUCCCCUCCACUAGGGGGGUGUUAGAGACUCCGCUAUGGGAGGAGGGUUGUAGGGGCCUGGAGCCCAGAUGUCUGGGUUCCUUUCUUGGCUCUGCUGCUUUGCUGUGGGAGUGUGGGCUUAUGCCUCAGUUUCUCCCAUGUGCCCAUUGGGGGAGGGGUGGGGGCAGGAUGGAGCCUCUUCCCCACAUAGAGAGAGAUGUUCACCAGCCACCUCACACAGGCUUUGGGAAAGCCUUUAGAGCCCUGCAUACUUCAGCUGGGAGAGGAAAGGCAGCUUCUGCAUCGGGUUGAGAGCCUAGACAUCUGCGUUGUGUCCUCGGUUGCAAAACGGACAUUGAGGCCUUGUGAACUGGUGGCAGGGUGGGGGCUGGAUGCCCAAACCCAUGGGCAGGGCCAUCCCUAGGGCGUGCGAAUCAGGGUGACCACCCUAGGCCCCACGCUUUGGGGGGCCCCGCAGACAGUGCUGUAUAGGCCCUGCUGUGACCACCAUGCACCACUGCUGCCAAAUGUUGCUGGCUCUGCUCUGGCCACUCGCCACCCCCCCUGCCCUAACGGGCCCUGCACAGGCUGAUAUGCCCUGGCACUGCACACCGCUAAGGACAGCUCUGCCCAUGGGUGCUUGUUCCAGCCCUAGCUCAGUUUCCAUACUGGGAGCUGAGCAAACCUGAGUACCACCCCCAUCACUAGGGACCAAAGUUUAACAGUCAGCAAAAAGAGAAGGGGGCUUAUUACACAGUGGUGCCAGGGCUGCUAUAAGGGGGUGGCUCUGGACAUUCAGCAGCACUCCACAGCCUCCAGAAGGAGCCCCACUCCAUGUAUAGCACCUCCUAGGGGCUGCCUAGAGGGGUUUGUGCCCCUAGUACCUCCCCACCCCAAUGCUCAGGUGUGUUUGAAACAAUUUGCAGCCAAUAAACUCAGCCCAGGACUUUC